Choloepus didactylus (southern two-toed sloth) is the source of this 1676-nucleotide messenger RNA. Its product is annotated as neurogenic locus notch homolog protein 2-like. The record is from RefSeq and is a predicted model, not a curated record. Gene Ontology annotation, molecular function: calcium ion binding. Lineage: Eukaryota; Metazoa; Chordata; Mammalia; Pilosa; Megalonychidae. Bases 232 to 1638 code for a protein of 468 amino acids. The transcript is spliced from 10 exons.
AGGAAAUGGGAAAUUGAGAACCAAAUCAUUAAAGGACACAGUGCUGUAACGAUCAGACCUGCUUCUGUAUUGGGCGUUUAUGAAAUCCCUGUCAAGUGCUUUGAUCCUGGUAAUUGGUGCUUGUGUAUUUCAGCCAAUAGCAACCCAUGUGAGCACGCAGGAAAAUGUGUGAAUACAGAUGGCGCCUUCCACUGUGAGUGUGUGAAGGGCUAUGCAGGGCCUCGAUGCGAGAUGGACAUCAAUGAAUGCCAUUCAGACCCCUGCCAGAAUGACGCCACCUGUUUGGAUAAGAUUGGAGGAUUCACUUGUCUGUGCAUGCCAGGUUUCAAAGGUGUGCAUUGUGAAUUGGAGAUAAAUGAAUGUCAGAGCAACCCCUGUGUGAACAAUGGGCAGUGUGUGGAUAAAGUCAAUCGCUUCCAGUGUCUGUGUCCGCCUGGUUUCACCGGGCCAGUUUGCCAGCUUGAUAUUGACGACUGUUCCAGUACUCCAUGUCUGAAUGGGGCAAAGUGUAUCGAUCAUCCCAAUGGGUAUGAAUGCCAGUGUGCCACAGGUUUCACUGGUGUGUUGUGUGAGGAGAACAUCAACAACUGUGACCCUGAUCCUUGUCACCAUGGCCAGUGCCAGGAUGGAAUUGACUCUUAUACCUGCCUCUGCAGUCCCGGGUACAUGGGUGCCAUCUGCAAUGACCAGAUUGAUGAGUGCUACAGCAACCCCUGCUUGAAUGACGGUCGCUGCAUCGACCUGGUCAAUGGUUACCAGUGCAACUGCCAGCCGGGCACGUCAGGGGUUAAUUGUGAGAUUAAUUUUGAUGACUGUGCCAGUAACCCUUGUAUUCAUGGAGUAUGUGUGGAUGGCAUUAAUCGCUACAGCUGUGUCUGUUCAUCAGGAUUCACAGGACAGAGAUGCAACAUUGACAUUGAUGAGUGUGCCUCUAACCCCUGUCGCAAGGGUGCAACAUGUAUCAACGAUGUGAAUGGUUUUCGCUGCAUAUGCCCUGAAGGGCCCCAUCACCCCAGCUGCUACUCAGAGGUGAACGAGUGCCUGAGCAGUCCCUGCAUCCACGGAAACUGUACUGGGGGCCUUAGCGGAUAUAAGUGCCUCUGUGAUGCAGGUUGGAUUGGUGUCAACUGUGAAGUGGACAAAAAUGAAUGUCUUUCAAACCCAUGCCAGAAUGGAGGAACUUGUGACAAUCUGGUGAAUGGAUACAGAUGUACUUGCAAGAAGGGCUUCAAAGGCUAUAACUGUCAGGUGAAUAUUGAUGAAUGUGCUUCAAAUCCAUGCCUGAACCAAGGAACCUGCUUUGAUGACAUAAGUGGCUACACUUGCCACUGUGUUCUCCCAUACACAGGCAAGAAUUGUCAGACUGUGCUGGCUCCCUGUUCCCCAAACCCUUGUGAGAAUGCUGCUGUUUGCAAAGAGGCACCAAAUUUUGAGAGUUACACCUGCCUGUGUGCUCCUGGUUGGCAAGGUCAGCGGUGCACGGUUGACAUUGAUGAGUGUGUCUCCAAGCCCUGCAUGAACCAUGGUGUCUGCCAUAACACCCAGGGCAGCUACAUGUGCGAGUGCCCUCCAGGCUUCAGUGGUAUGGACUGUGAGGAGGACAUCGAUGACUGCCUUGCCAGUGAGUAUGCUAGCUAGCUCCUGAGCCUCCUCGGGGCGGAGAAAGCACACAGGGA